This is a messenger RNA of Jaculus jaculus (lesser Egyptian jerboa), 958 nucleotides long. It is a transcript of the gene Gzmm, whose product is annotated as granzyme M. Gene Ontology annotation, biological process: proteolysis. The transcript has 6 exons. Bases 104 to 919 code for a protein of 271 amino acids. The record is from RefSeq and is a predicted model, not a curated record. NCBI's taxonomy places the organism in Eukaryota, Metazoa, Chordata, Mammalia, Rodentia, Dipodidae. Gene Ontology annotation, molecular function: serine-type endopeptidase activity.
GGGUGACAACAACUGUGUCUGCCCUAGACGGUAGCUUUUGUCAACCUCUGGGCCUGCUCUUGGAAAAGGGUUAGGAGCAGGACACCACAAGACCCGUGGCCCAAUGGAGGCCCAUCGGUCCCUGCUGCUCCUGCUGGCCCUUGGGGUACUACUGUAUGUGGAAGGAAAUGUACUUGAGACCAAAAUCAUCGGGGGUCGUGAGGCAGCCCCCCAUUCCCGUCCAUACAUGGCCUCACUGCAGAAAGCUGGAUCCCACCUGUGUGGGGGGGUUCUCGUGCACCCGCGGUGGGUGUUAACUGCUGCUCAUUGCUUAGCCAAGCCAAUACAGCGACUGAAGCUGGUGCUAGGCCUCCAUGACCUCCGCGACCCCGGCCUCACCUUCCACAUCAAGGCAGCUGUCCAGCAUCCCGGCUACAACCUCAGGCUGGAGAACGAUCUGAUGCUGCUUAAGCUGGACAGACAGGUGAAGCCCAGCAGGACCAUCCGGCCCCUAGCCAUGCCCAAAAAGUGCCAUGUGGUGCCAGUGGGGACACAGUGCAGCAUAGCUGGCUGGGGUCAGACCCAUCAGGGUGGGCGCCUGGCCCAGGUGCUGCAGGAGCUGGACCUCCGCGUGCUGGACACCCGGAUGUGCAAUAACAGUCGUUUCUGGAAUGGCACCAUCACAAGCCGCAUGCUGUGCUUGGCAGCUGACACCAAGGGCCAAGCCCCCUGCAAGGGUGACUCUGGCGGUCCCCUUGUCUGUGGCAAAAACCAGGUGGACGGGAUCCUGUCCUUCAGCUCCAAAACCUGCACUGAUGUCUUCAAACCACCGGUGGCCACCGCUGUGGCCCCCUACCUGUCCUGGAUCCGGAAGGUCACCCGCCCCUGGCCAUCCCAGCCUUCGGCCUAUUGCUCUGGGUGGCAGCUCCUUUCCCCUUGAGGUCAUAGGAAGAACAGAGAUGGGGUGGAUCCAGGUGUG